CCCCAGACCAGACCAAACGCGUUUCACUGACACGGAGCUUCACACUGACCGCUGCCUCUCAAACGGGAGACCGUACAAAAGAGAAAAGUUUGAUGGUGGACUGCGGGAUCCUAACAUACGUGGAGAUAAAUCCCAUUCAUCGCUUUCUGGGGCGUGAUACGCUUCUAUUCAUCAACCCACGAGGACCUUUGUUGAUUUUACAAGAACCCUUUCAAUCUGGGACGCCUGAGUGGAAUAAACCAGCAGAGGGGGAUUCCGGGUGAAGAAGGAGAAGAGGGAUUAGGGGCUUAUCCUGGACAUGAACAAUCCUUAAGGAGCCUCCGUCUAGCUGUACUAUUGCCCAGAUUAUUACAUUUAAGUUAUUGCCUUUUAAAGACCCUUUAUCUUUCCCGGGGGAUUCCUGGCGAGCGGGCCGCUGGAUUUGAGUAUCUUUAAAAUCAGAGGAUCAGGAGCAGAAGCCGGUGGGAGUGGAGGAGCAUGAGAAGAUACAAGCAGGGAUAAAGCAACAAGCCUCCCUGUCACCUUACACUUCAGCAGGGUGCAGGUCAAGGGUCACUGAAUGAACUUGGAUUGGGAAAGAAUGCGAUCACAUUGAUUACACAAAUUUGAUUAAGAGCAUGUAGCAGCAGACUCUCUGGACCUUACUAAAGAAGGAGCACAUGGUUUCAGUCCUAAACCACAAAGAUAUCUGCAGCCCGAGCUGAAUUUAUUUCUGAGCUGAUUUUUUUUCAGAAGCACAAACCCAGAACAACUGUGAAGCCCAGAAUCUUUGACCGCAUAUGCAGCAGAGGUUUUCAGGAAUUGGAGUCAUGCAUAUUUUCAGCUCGCAUUUAUCUUCACAGAAUCUUUCUGGAUAUGAACAAAGACCUAUGGCCAAAAUGGGACAUAGCUGAAUGCUUCUGCCUUUUGAGAAACUUCUUAGCAAAAGAAACUUUCCACUCAACUGCAGUUGUCAUUUUGCCGGGAUAUUUUAAAGCUGGAAGGUUGAUACGUGUAUAGUUAGCUUUUUUACAGUCUUCUCACAAUUUUUUAAAACAAUUUUUGUGGAUAUUUUCUUACUGACUCUGGAAAUUUGCAGUCCGUACCCAGAGAAGCCAUGAACUUGGGCAAGCUCGCUGGCCUGAAGGGCCUGGUUUCCCACUCCUCAGGAAAGCGCAAAUUUAAAGGUGACCUCACCCCAGACAUGAUCAGCCCUCCAUUGGGUGACUUCCGCCACACCAUGCAUGUGGGCCGUGGAGGGGACGUGUUUGGGGACACCUCGUUCCUCAGCAACCAUGGUGGAGCAGGAAAUAACGCAGAUGGAGACUCCUCCUCCACUUCAGAGAAGAAUGAGGGAUUCUUCUCCCGCACGCUUCGCCAUGUCCGCAAGACCCCCGACAGGCCCCGUGGCGGUUCCAAGGAUCUUUCGCCUCCACCUCCACCCAUUUCUCCAAUCAUUAAGAAUGCCAUUUCCCUCCCCCGGCUGGACGUGGACUCACCCAACGGCUGUCCUGUGAAAGUGCUUUUCCCUAGUCCACCCAAAACACCAGACAACUCCACUUACCUCUAUGGUUUGGAGUCUGGCUUUGUAACCUUGCCGAGACUGUCCCGCACUGAGCGUCCAGCCCAGGGCAGUUCUUCCUCAGCCUGCCCGCCUGAAAUCCACAGAGGCUCUCUCACAGACACUGGUAUCCCGUCCUUCCCCUGCUCAGACUCCAUCAGUCCCUCUGACUCCAUGAACUCCUUCACACUUGAUCUGGGCCCUUCCCUCAUGUCUGAAGUCUUUGCCAUGAUUGACAGCCCUGUGUGUGAAAAGGCCGAUCCCAUCAGUGAAAAAACACAGUCCACCGAUGAUAACUCCGAAGUGGACUCGGACGCAACCACGUCCUUGGUGGACUCUCUCCUGAGAGAAGACGACGACGGUAGGACACGCUUGUAUGGAGGAGAGUGGAAGCAUUCAGACUUUGUAAAUGGUGAGUCACCCAAAAAACCCAUGCUGGGGGACCGGAUGCGCUCCUUCUCCAUUGAGGAUCACGGCAUGGAGCCGGAACGUUUCCAGAGGGCUGCUGAUGUGCUGGCACGUCACUACGGGAGUGGAGGACUCAGGAAUACAAACACCAACAACUCUCAUAGGAGAGGACCAUACAGCUAUCCUGAUGAAGAAGAAGAAAUCAAAGUCUAACACUAUGAGAUGCCUCAGGUCUAAAUCGCAGAGCACAUUUAAAUGGAUAGUUCAGCCAAAAACGUCUUAAUUUCUUCAGCCUCAUGUUGUUCCAAACCUGAUUCUUUCCUUUGUGAUAUAAUUAAAAGUAGUUUCAAAGAAUGCCACUUUUUCAUUUUAAUGUAAUUGAAUGAGGACUGGGCCUAUUAAGCUCCAUAACUUUAAAAACACCAAGAAAGUAUCAUAGAUGCAGUUCAGAGUUUUCUGAAAGCAUUUUAGAGUACAGUGAGGAUCAAACCAAAAUUCCAAGAAGUUAUUAUUGAAGUGAUUAUGUUCUUUUCUUCUGGGCUGUGAACUGAAUUACCGAGUCAUUCGAGCAGCAAAUCAGUUCUGGUUCAAUUUCGAACGAAUCAUCCAGACUGGUUUUCUGUAUUGGAUAAGCAUAAUGAUAAUAAAGAUAAUGGUGACAAUUUUUUCAGAAAUAUGACAUUAUAACUACUAGAACAGAUGUCAAUGAAAAACAAAAAUAAAUAAUAAUGUAAAUGGAUGUUCCAUCUAAAAAUAAAAAACAAUUGUAAAUUCACCCGCAUGUCAAUCCAAAAACUGACUUUCGUUCUUCUGUAGAACACUAGAAGAUCAUUUCAUGUAAAAAGUACAACAUACAGUAAAAGUCAGUGGAGUUCAAAUUGUUGUUUGGUUUCUAAUGUUCAUCAAAAUCCCUUAGUCCUGCAGAAGACAGAAAUGCUUGGAGAGUUGAGAAUGACAUGAUGGGUAGAGUGUCCCUUGAAAAGCAAUUAAAUAAUAAAUUAGAAAUGUAACGUCAUAAUGAAAUCUGCUCUGUUUCUCACAGAAAGCUAUUGCAUGAUUCCAGAGGACUACCUACAACCCUCAAGUCAAUUGGAUCGCUUUUAUAAAACUUUUGGUGCUUUUUUUUAUUAAAGUUUUUGAAAUGGCAGCCCAGGUUCUUAUUAAAAUUAAUUUCAUGAAAAAAGCACCAACAUUAAACGUCUAAAAUGUUUGUUACACAAAGGAGGCUCAUAAUGACAUGAGAGUGAUGACUGAAUUAUAAUUUUUGGAUGAACUAUUCCUUUAAAACUAUUUCUAAAUUUUGCAAUGGGGAAAAUGAAGGUGAAUUAACUAUUAUUUACGCCUAUGCCGAUGGUGUUUUAUAGAAAGUAUUACAAACAAAAAGAAUUACCUGCCAUAUGAGUGAAUCUACAUUUUGCAAAUAUUAAGCAAGAACAUUCUCUAGUAUUGGCAUCUUGAAUUUUCUCCUAUGUUUGAUCCUACCAUCUCAUCCUUACCCAAACAUUAGCUUUUAUCCAGGGAAAUAAAACCUGCCACGGUUGCUCUGUAAUGCACAGUAAACACAGCUAGCUAUACAAUGGUAACAAUAUGCCAUUAAAAUAUGCAAUAUUUUAGUUUACAAUAUUUAGAUUUCAAGUAAACCUAUGCAAUGUACAGUGGUGAUACCAUGUAAAAUACAGACAUAUACCUGCUAGCAAUCUUGUAUCUACUACUCAAAACACUUUACAUUUUGCAUUCAUGUAGUUUUAAUAGCUCAUUGUUGCAGUAGAAUUAUUUUCUGAGAAACCGGCGAACAAGAAAUAUUGGUCACUGCGAUGCACGAAACUGUGAUGUGCUUUAUGUUUUCACAUCAGUACAAAACAACAGCAGCCAUACUGUCAUUUAUCUUUUCUUUAUUACAUGAUAAAUACCUUAAGAUCAACACAGUAUACAGUAAUAUUAUAUGAUGUCCACCAGCUUUUAUCAAUGUAUUAUGGAAUUAUGAUUAAAUAUUAAUAUGAAUUUUAUUUGAAUUUGUUUCUGACAGAGGAGUUGACCUCUCCGUUCCCUUAAUCACAAUAUAAUAUGUACAUACUGUACGUAUGUGCGGCUUUGCACAAGAAAGUUGCAAAAUAGCAAUGUAUGUUACCUGCAAUGUUUUCAUUAAAAUAAGCUAUGAACAACA
Puntigrus tetrazona (Sumatra barb) is the source of this 4112-nucleotide messenger RNA. It is a transcript of the gene cdc42ep1a, whose product is annotated as CDC42 effector protein (Rho GTPase binding) 1a. NCBI's taxonomy places the organism in Eukaryota, Metazoa, Chordata, Actinopteri, Cypriniformes, Cyprinidae. The transcript is spliced from 4 exons. The record is from RefSeq and is a predicted model, not a curated record. Bases 1097 to 2161 code for a protein of 354 amino acids.